Molecule: messenger RNA, 1796 nt
Organism: Phlebotomus papatasi
Lineage: Eukaryota; Metazoa; Arthropoda; Insecta; Diptera; Psychodidae
Exons: 1
Coding region: 226-1608 (460 amino acids)
Biological process (GO): protein phosphorylation
Molecular function (GO): protein kinase activity; ATP binding
Source: RefSeq, a predicted model, not a curated record
AGAGAAUGUAACGGAUUUUUGCAAAUCUUUUGAUAAAAAUCUCGUUUUGGGAUGGGCUUUUCUCUCCAACUCCCAAUUCCAUCUGGCCAUUGUCUGCCCUAGUCUCGCCAUUUAGGGACAAAGGAGGUUUUUGUGGAGUUUUCUUGUGUCGUCCCUGAGUUUUUCCACGCAUAUUACGUGGAAAAUUACGUGUUUGUGAUUGUUAAAAGUGUUUCCAAGUGUAAAAUGCUAUUUCCCACGUGGGAUGAUAAGUUUGAUUACCCAGCUGAGGGGGAUUCCUUCAUUCACCAUCCGGUGAAAGUGCUUCCCAUCCACGUGAGGGAGAAUUUGGCCAGAAUUCUCGAUUCCACGUGCAAAUUAAAAGUACUUUAUGGGUACUUUAAAUUGAUGUAUACGUACACACGGUGUGGACUGACUCCAGGAUCAUACUUGAUGAUGAGACUCUGUGAUUCCGAUUGUACGAUAACGGAUCUUUUCGUUUAUCUGGCCAGAGUCAAGUGCGUAAGAGGUAUGCUCCCACUAAAAGAGUAUGUGGAUGAAAAGUAUCAGAUCCUCCUAGAAGAAUCCACCGAUCUCAAGAUUUUCCUCAAGAAACUAUCCCUGCAACUGGAGUAUGACUACCGCAAGAACUACCUACCGGCAAAUGGGGCCGUAGAACGAGGAGCAAUCCGCCCGAUUGAUAUCUGUGACUACAUUUACAGCGUUGAUACCACGAUACUCAUGUCCUAUCGCACCAUUGAGAAAUUAACGGAUAAAUUUAAACCUUCCCUAAUUGUCCAGAAAGGUACCUUCAACACCCACUACAAAGCAGAAGUGCGUGGAAAGAAGUUGCUGAUUAAAAAAUUCCACUUUUGCCAAUUAGGGCACUUUGAGAUCAAUACGCAUCAAUUGGAGAUGGCCCUCAAAGACAUAAAGUACAUGCAGAUCUAUCGACAUGAGAAUGUCCUGAGACUCUGGGGAUUUGGCUUUCAGGCAGAUGAGAUGUGCUUAGUUUACACAUAUGCCUUGCAAUACAGCCUAUACUACCACAUCAACAUGAUCUAUCCGGUGGAGAAUCCCUUACCCUUUUACCGAAGAUUCUUCAUUUGUCGUGGAAUUGCCAAGGGAAUCAACUAUUUGCACACCCACCGAGAUCUCCCGCUCAUUCAUCUCAAUAUCCGCCCACACAAUAUUUUACUAGACAUCGACCUAACGCCUAAGAUUGCCAACUUCAGCCUAGCCAGGGAAGGACCUCUGCCACGCGAUCCGCCCAUGCCAACAGAUAAUCUCUACGAAAUUAUCGCCUAUUACCCCAUGGAAUACAUCUUCUGGCCCCACUAUGUCUCCACAAAACUCGAUAUCUACAGCUUUGGGGUAACGGUUAUGCAGCUACUCGCUUGCCAAGUUGAGGAUGAUCCCGAUGGCAGACAUAUUCGCAACUAUAUCCACAAUCUCAUCAAUCGCGAUCGAUCAGUAGAGCACGUGAUUGAUAUGAGGGACCGACCCGAUCCUACGGCCAGAGCCAUUGCUGUCCGAAUAAUAUAUAUGGCCUACCUCUGCACAAAGCACAAUUAUAGCCUGAGGCCCGAAAUGAAGAGCAUCUACACACGUCUUCGGCAAAUGUUUUAAAAGAAAAGAAGCCCCUCCCAUCGCUUGAUUGUGCGACUUAAAAAAAUGUAUUGUAAAAUUAAUGGUUUUCAUUUUGAGGCUGGAAAUAUUUUGAAUCAAAUAUGUAAUAAAAAAUAUAUUUGAGGUGCUCUAAAAUUUGAAAAGAAACGACUGAAUAAAUGUAAACUUAAGUGCAAAGAAAAUAAAAA